AUGCGCCAGAAGACCCAAACUGACUCUGCGACCGUACCUGAAGACCGCGGAGAAGACGACAUUCGCGCUUCAAUUCGCUCGUCGGACUUGGCUGAAAUCGUUUUUCCUCUAUCCGAUACAGUUCAGAAUUUGCUUGGAAUAUCUAGUUUAGCUGCAGUACAAUCGGAUGGCCUUGCGCAGCGACUGCUCGAUGUCAUAGACUCAAGCGAGGUUGUCUGGAAGGGCCCCUUUGCCGGCGAGAAAAUGGCCUUGAGCUGUGGUCAUGAUAUAAUUUUGAAAGCUGUGCGAGACCUGGAUGAUACAACUGAAUACACAACACUAGAAUACCUUCACCAGCACAAGCCAAACACACCCGCACCAAAACCUCUUGGUUUCAUUCGAAUGAACGAUAUCUCGCUCAUGUUCAUAGGCUAA
Molecule: messenger RNA, 414 nt
Organism: Aspergillus nomiae NRRL 13137
Lineage: Eukaryota; Fungi; Ascomycota; Eurotiomycetes; Eurotiales; Aspergillaceae
Exons: 2
Coding region: 1-414 (137 amino acids)
Source: RefSeq, a predicted model, not a curated record